AUGGAGUCUGGACCCGGAUUUGGCCAUAAACGUGGCAUGAGCGAAGUAAACACCAUGGCCAGCGAAACGACCCCUCGAGGUGGUCCUGAAAAGGGGCGCUGGUCUAAUGCCGCGACAACUUAUGAGAAUAUCCGCCGCUCAUUGCGACCUCUACCCCAGGCCCCGAGCGCCUCUCCGUCCCUGAAUAAACGGACGGCCUAUCGACAUUCGAGGAGUCAAACAGUCGACAACCCUCAAUACUGGAAAGAGAACCACCCUCAAACUCCUGAAUCCCGUCGCAUUAUUCAUCCAGAAAGUGAGCCCUUCAAAGGAAAGGAAUCGCGCGUCCCCCAGACUCCUCCCUCAAUGAAUUCUCCUCGGCAUUACUCUCCUCAACCAGCUUCGCCCCAGACUCCUACUCAAACUCGAGGCCAUCACUCGCACAGCCUGUCAAAUCCGCCCACGUUCAAGACCGCUUUGUCUGCGCCGGAUCUAGAGACUUUCCAAAAAUCAUCGACCGGCCAUCUCCGGACCCUGUCGAAACUUGCAAAGUCUGGAGAAACCGAGGAGUUUGCAAUUGAUAGCCAUACCCCGUCCGUUGUUGGUUUGCAAGGACGACGGCGCUUGAAGCGUACCGAUUCGGUGGCUGCGAGCCGUGGACCCACAACCGCAGGGAAAAAGAACGCAUCGGCUUGGGCGGCUGGGAGUUGGAUAGACAAGCAGCGGCAAUUCCUACAGGCGUACGAAUACCUUUGCCAUAUCGGUGAAGCCAAAGAAUGGAUCGAGGAGGUGAUUCAAAAACAAAUCCCGCCGAUUGUUCAGUUGGAAGAAGCCCUCCGAGAUGGGGUGACCCUGGCGGAAGUAGUACAGGCGAUGUACCCCAGUCGCACUUUUCGAAUAUUCAGACAUGAAAGGUUACAGUAUCGCCAUUCGGACAAUAUAGCCUUGUUUUUCCGAUUUCUGGAUGAAGUUGAGCUGCCGGAACUUUUCCGAUUUGAACUAAUUGAUCUAUAUGAGAAGAAAAACAUCCCGAAGGUUAUUCAUUGUGUGCAUGCAUUGUCAUGGUUGCUGUUUAAGAAAGGGCUUGUCGAGUUCCGAAUGGGCAACCUUGUUGGCCAACUGGAAUUCGAACACCACGAGCUCGAACAAACGCAGAAGGGCCUUGACAAGGCAGGUGUCAGCAUGCCUAGUUUCUCAGGCAUGGCUGCGAAUUUCGGCGCUGAGACUGAGCCGGAACCAGAACCCGAGCCAGAGUCUGAAGAGGAUCGAAUACAGCGCGAGCUUUAUGAGAAUGAGGCGGCGAUCGUCGAGUUUCAAGCCCAGCUCAAGGGGGCGAUGCUGCGACUACGCCUCGGCAACUUAAUGAACGACCUGUGGGACUUUGAGCCUAUGCUGAUGGAUCUACAAUCGAGACUGCGCGGCGAUUGGGCUCGUCAAGUCAUCCAAUAUAGGCUGGACAUGAGGAAGUUUGCCGUAAACCUCCAAGCGAUCUGUCGAGGUUUUAUCGUGCGGUCCCGGCAGUCGGAUGACAUGAAAAACUAUCAGGCUCAAGAGUUCGAUAUACUGCAACUGCAGACACUCAUUAGAGGCUCCAAGGUACGCUCUCAGGUGAAUUAUCUUCGACGUCAGAUGCGAAAAGAAGAAUCAGGUUUGAAGCGUAUUCAGGCCGCUUUAAGAGGGGCAUUACAGCGCAAGAGAAUAUCAGACUUUGGUGAGAAUGUUACGGAUACUGAGGAGGGGGUCCGAUUAUUGCAGGCUGCCGUCAGGGGAGCUUUGAAACGCCAACAAUUCUCGAGACAGUACGAAGAAACGCGAUCCGCUGAAGAUGAUAUCAAAUACCUACAAGCUCUUGUACGAGGUGCCUUUUUACGACGGCAGAUGAGCGCUCAACAUGAUCAGAUUGAUAGUAUCCGAGGCAACGUGGAGAUAUUGCAAGCAGCCAUUCGGGGAAUGUUGACUCGUAGCUCCAUUACGUCUAUGAGAGACAUAUUCUCUAAAGAGGCUCCGUCAACUAUCGCCAUUCAGGCUAGAGCAAGAGCUUUGGCAGUCCGAAAACGUCAGGCUCAGCUAGCAGACUCCCUUUCAAAUAUGGAGGACAGAUGUGUCAACCUGCAGGCUAUAGUUCGUGGUGGAUUUCUCCGGAAACGCCUUGUGCAUCUCCGAAACCAGCUGGCUGAGCACGUGCCAUUAGUCGUUAGCCUUCAAAGCAUGCUCCGUGCGAGAUCAGUUCGGAACUUCUUGACUUCUCAGCGGGCAGCAUUGGACAAAGAGAGUGGAUGUAUUCUGGACCAGCAGUCCAUGGCCAGAGCUGUUCUCUUACGGCGACGCUUGGAGGCUGACGCAGACGCUCUGCAACAGCAGGAACUUGCCAUAAUUGACUUGCAGGCUCUCACCCGGGCUGCGAUUCUGCGGAUUGAAAUUGGCGGCAUACUUGAGCGCCUGGACGACUGUGAAGAAGAAAUUGGCCAACUGCAAGCCCAUAUCCGAGCGAUGCUUGUUCGUGUAGAUGUUGGGCAGUCUCUGGCCGACCUUGCCGCUGAGGAAGACGUUAUAACCGAUCUCCAGGCGCACAUACGAGGGCAUAUUAUUCGUUCGAAAUUCGAAGAGAAACGGCGCUAUUACCGGGAGAACAUGGAUAAAGUGAUCAAGGCACAAAGCUUCGUGCGAGGCAGAAUUCAGGGUCAGGCGUACAAAAGCCUCACGAGCGGUAAAAACCCACCUGUCGGAACUGUUAAGGGCUUUGUCCACCUCCUCAAUGACAGUGAAUUUGAUUUCGACGAAGAAAUCGAAUUUGAGCGCACGAGGAAAGUGGUCGUCCAGCAAGUUCGGCAAAAUGAGCUGGCCGAACAGUAUAUCAGUCAGCUCGAUAUUAAAAUUGCUCUUUUGGUGAAAAAUAAGAUUACUUUGGACGAAGUGGUCAAACACCAAAAGCAUUUUGGUGGCCAUGUAGGGAGUCUUUUGCCGAACCGGGAGAUCUCCUCAAAGGACCCCUUUGAUCUGAAGGCCCUAAAUAAGACGUCAAGAAGAAAGUUAGACCAGUACCAGGUAUUUUUCUUCCUUCUCCAGACGCAGUCUCAAUACCUUGCCAAGCUUUUCCGAAGGUUGCGUGAGCUUAACACGUCAGAGAAAGAGUACGAGAGGAUCCGGCACCUGAUGAUGGGGCUCUUUGGAUAUUCCCAGAAGAGGCGUGAGGAGUACUACUUGAUCAAGCUCCUGGCACGCUCUGCGAAGGAGGAGAUCGAGAGCUUUGACUCCAUACAUGAGUACUUGCGCUGCAAUUCGUUUUGGAACAAACUCUUCGCGUCGUACAUCAAAUCACCCCGGGAUCGGAAGUUUAUGCGCGAUGUUCUGGGAACUGUUGUCAGAGAGAAUGUGAUAGAUAACCCGGAUCUGGACUUGGAGAGUGACCCCAUGCAAAUUUAUCGUUCAGCUAUCAACGACGAAGAGCUUCGAACGGGCAAACGAAGCCGACGCCAUCCGGAUAUCCCACGAGAAGAAGCCAUCAGAGAUCCCGAGACAAGAGCGACAUUUAUUCAACAUUUACAGGAUCUCCGAGAUAUCGCUGACCAAUUUUUCGCUGCGCUGGAGGAACUCUUAUACCGUAUGCCUUUCGGGAUCCGCUAUAUCGCACAACAAAUGUAUGAGAGUCUCCUUGCUCGGUUUUCGGCGGAGGAUCCUGGUUUUAUCCUUCAGACGGCAGGUCACUGGAUGUGGAGGAACUAUUUCCAGCCAGCUCUAGUUGAACCAGAGAAGUAUGGAGUCGUCGAUCGAGGCUUGACCCAAGAACAGAAGCGGAACCUGUCAGAGAUCGCCAAGGUGAUUGCUCAAGUGGCAUCUGGAAGGCUGUUUGGCGCGGAAAAUGUGUAUCUUCAGCCAUUGAAUACUUAUUGUGCAGAUUCGAUCCAACGCCUUGGCCAAAUAUGGGGUGACCUGGUUUCUGUGCAAGAUGCCGAGACCUAUUUCGAUAUCGACGAGUUCAACGACCUCUACGCUAAGACGAAACCUACUUUAUACAUAAAAAUGUCCGACAUCUUUUCCAUUCAUCAGCUUGUUGCUUCUGAGAUCCACUACAUCUGCCCGAACCCAGAUGAUAUUCUAAAGGAAGUCAUACGAGACCUUGGAAACGUUAAAUCUAACGAGAAUGAGCUCAUGAGCUUAACUGGAACUCAACGACUGACAAAACUCCAUACAGACCCCGAGGCGGAUAUCAAGGCAUUGUUCAUGGAGACCAAACGAUGCGUACUUUAUAUCAUCAGAGUCCAAACGGGUGCCAAUCUAAUGGAAAUCAUGGUGAAACCCCCGACGGAAGAGGACGAGGAGAAAUGGAUGACGCUAGUUCGGGACGAGCUGAGUGCAAAUAACACACGGCGAAGUGCCUAUUCCGAGGCCAACACAUUGGUUGACAUCGCAUCCAUGAGCUACUCGGAGCUGAAGCGGACUGCACUCGAAAAUAUUAUCCACCUUGAGCAAACCGGCAAAAUCCGCAGGGACAAUCACUACCAGGAUUUACUAAAUGACAUCGCCAUCGAUAUCCGAACGAAGCACCGCCGGAGGAUUCAACGACAGCGCGAAUUGGAAAGCACUCGUCUCACGCUGACACGACUGAAUGAUCAGGCUGCCUGGCUGGACCAGCAGCUAAAGACGUACAACGACUAUAUCGAACAGGCGAUGGUGACGCUGCAGAACAAGAAGGGUAAGAAGCGGUUCCUCAUGCCUUUUACUAAACAGUGGGACCACCAACGUGAGCUCCAGAAAACUGGCAAGGUCUUCAAGUUUGGAUCCUACAAGUACUCGGCACGUAACCUGGCCGAUAAAGGGGUGUUGGUCCACUGGAAGGGCUACACUGAACGACAGUGGGACCGGGUCGACCUGACCAUUUCCAGUAACGAAGUCGGCGUCUUCACCCUUGAUGGAAGCAGUGGUCCGAUGAUGGUCCCCGGAGCUAAUGCCCAGAUGCCCUUGGAUGAUUUAUUACAGGCACAGUUCAACAACAUGCAAUUCUUGGACUUCUUCGACGGACAACUACGAGUCAAUGUCAACCUUUUCCUCCAUUUGAUUAUGAGGAAAUUCUACAAUGAAUGA
Messenger RNA from Aspergillus tanneri, 5061 nucleotides. Its product is annotated as putative Ras GTPase activating protein. The record is from RefSeq and is a predicted model, not a curated record. Gene Ontology annotation, cellular component: cytoplasm. Gene Ontology annotation, molecular function: GTPase activator activity; protein binding. Bases 1 to 5061 code for a protein of 1686 amino acids. Lineage: Eukaryota; Fungi; Ascomycota; Eurotiomycetes; Eurotiales; Aspergillaceae. The transcript has 3 exons. Gene Ontology annotation, biological process: regulation of GTPase activity; regulation of actin cytoskeleton organization.